CCGUUGUCAAAGUAAGAUUUUACUUCCCAAUUGUUCAUUAAGAACUGACAGACUACUGUCACAUAUGCAUCCUGAGUUCUUGAGCUCCAAAAGUCAGAAAUACAGUGACAGACGCGACCUUGGAUAUCUCAAGCUGCACAUCACAUGGUGCAUCACGUGACCGCAUAGAUGCUGAUAGUGGGUGCUUUCCAACAAGAGUGCCACAGUGUAACACAGUGUCACACAGAGAGUCACAGUGUAACACAGUUGCGUAGUCUAAUUGGAACAAAUAAGUUACCAAACACGGUCACUAGAGUGCGUAAAAGACUGUGACCUAGUAAAAAACACAGAUUCAAAUUGAAUUAGAAACUUAGCUGUAGAAAAUCCAGAUCAAGACCCGUUAAAUCGGAUUAUUAUUUCGCAAACAAAAGUAUAUUUUCGAAUAUGAAUCAGAGAAUUAAAAUAGAAAUACUGUUUGUCUUGUGCAAAACUGCACCAAAUGCAAAUGAUAGCAGCUCUACGGACGAUAGCUCAAAAGAAUCAAGCAUGAAUAUUAGUACUGACACCUCAAUUUCCUUUUCGACUAGUGAUGAAGAUGUUGAUAUGUUAUAUUUUCCUUUAAUGGAAUAUUUGACAAGCGGAAAUAGAAGACAUCGGAUUAAUAAUUAUAUCGAAAUUGUCGAUUCGUGGACUGAACAAGAAUUUAAAGAACAUUUGCGGUUAUCAAGAUGCACAGCAUUACAUUUAAUUGAUAAAUUUGAACAGUCCGAACAUAUGCCGAAACAGACAUUUGGGAUGAAACCAAUUUCAGCCAAACUAAGCUUCUUACUUUUCUUGUGGUUUAUGUCAAACACUGAGCCCCUGCGUACAAUAUCUGACAGAUUUGAUAUUUCCAUCUCUUCUGUAUUUCGGAUUUUACGUAGAGUGCAGAAUUGGCUACUAACAAAGAUGAAUGAUACAAUUAGAUGGCCACAGGAAGAUUAUAUUGCUGUACGUGAAGGUUUUAGAGUUAAAAAAGGUAUUAACAAUGUAAUUGGGGCAAUUGAUGGAACAGCGAUAAGAAUAGAAAAACCGUCCAUCAAUGAAAAAGAUUAUAGUAACAGGAAAAAGUAUUUCUCUAUUACUUUGCAAGGAGUUGUGGAUGCAAAUAUGAAGUUUACUAAUAUUUACUACGGUGAACCUGGUUCUUUGCAUGAUGCUCGUGUGUUAAGAAGAUCGCCUUUAUAUCAAACAGCAGUGCAUAAUAAAGAAACACUUUUUCCUGAGAAUACAUUUAUACUUGGCGAUUCAGCAUAUGCCUCAUUAUCAUGGCUUGUUCCUCCGUUUCGAGACAACGGUCACUUAACACCACAGCAAAAGGAAUUUAACUUUUUGCAUUCUUCCACACGUAUGGUAAUCGAACGUGCAUUUGGAUAUUUAAAAGGACGUUUUCGCCGAAUAAAAUUUUUUAAUGAAUACCGACAUAUGCCUUUUAUCACAAAUACAGUUGUUUGCGCUUGUAUCCUGCACAAUUAUUGCAUUGAUGAAAAUGAUGCAUAUGAUUUUGUAGAAUAUAAUGAUAAUGAUGCAGUAAAUGCUAAUAAUAAUGAACCAAAUGAAAAUAUUGACUGGGGAAUACAAGUAGAUCGUAGAAUGCAACUUUUUCGAGAGUUGUUUCCCAACUGAUAACAAAAUUUUAGAACAAAAAUUGCGUACCAUCGAACAAAUGGAAUUGUAAAUAAUAAUAUUCUAAUAAUAAUAUUCUAAUAAUGGUUUGUAAUAUUACUUUAUUGCACAAUACUGCUUUAAGGUUUUCCAACGAAAAUGUUGAUCGCGAAAA
Molecule: messenger RNA, 1798 nt
Organism: Solenopsis invicta (red fire ant)
Lineage: Eukaryota; Metazoa; Arthropoda; Insecta; Hymenoptera; Formicidae
Product: putative nuclease HARBI1
Exons: 3
Coding region: 424-1644 (406 amino acids)
Source: RefSeq, a predicted model, not a curated record